Molecule: messenger RNA, 273 nt
Organism: Cadophora gregata
Lineage: Eukaryota; Fungi; Ascomycota; Leotiomycetes; Helotiales; Ploettnerulaceae
Exons: 1
Coding region: 1-273 (90 amino acids)
Source: RefSeq, a predicted model, not a curated record
AUGCCUCGAGAACGAGAACGAGAACGAGAACAAGUGGACCAGCGAGACCAGCGAGACCAGCGAGACCAGCACCAGCACGAUGAUCGACUCUACACUACACAUGGGUAUUUUCCAGACAAUCUUCGUCAUCUUUUGCACUUGAUAGGAGCGUUCUUCAGACCUUCACUCGUGUGCUUGCUAGCCGAGCUGGUCGGCGUAGAAGCAGAAGCAGAAGCAGAAGCAGAAGCAGAAGCAGAAGCAGAAGGAGAAGCAGACGCAGAUGCAGUAAUGUAG